AUGACCAUAAAACUGAGCCCUCCUCCAGUCCCCUGUUAUGUGGAGUUCCACAGGGCUCAGUCGUGGAGCCUAGAGCAGAGGAUCGUGAGUCUGGAGCAGCAGCAGGGAGUGUCCAGGACUGCUCUCCCUUUAACAGAGCAGAGGAUCCUCAGACUGCUGCAGCCAUGGACCUGCUGCCAGCUCUCUGCCUCGGUCUGCUCAUCUGCUCCGGAGCUGCGGUUCAGCCAUCAGACCGGGUCAGAGGUCAUCAGGAAGAUCGUCAAAGAAGACCAAGAUGCGCUUUUAUCUUGUGCUCUGGAUGGUAGAAAUAUUGCAGAAGACGUGUUUGACUGGAAGACAGACAGCAGCAGCAGGCGUGAGGUGUUUUUCUACAACAGAGGCAGCUCCUACAUAGACGGCCUUCCGGGUCAGGAUGCUCACUUUAAAGAUCGGGUGUUUCAUUUCCCCGAGCAGCUGGCAGUCGGUAACGCCUCCAUAGUGAUCAGAAAAACCCAGGUGACAGAUAGCGGGAAUUACACCUGCUAUUUUCCCUUUCAUGAGCCCAAAAGACGAGUCCAGUAUGAGCUGAUUGUUGAGUAUAUCUUAAAACCCAGAAACAUCCCAGGAGCAGCUCAAGAACCCACCCUGUCAUUCAACAAAACCAGCGACGGACUCCUGCUGCAGUGUGUCGUUCGGGGAGCUUUUCCUAAACCCAGAGUGGAGUGGAGGGACAGUUCUGGAAACGUUCUUCCUGCUGAACCAACGUUCACACAGAAAGAUUUGAGCUUUGAUGUUUUCCUCCAAGCUACUGCAAGCACGAGUGGAUUCUACCGCUGCGUAGCGACACAGGAGGAAAUCCACAAUGAAGUCUCUGCUGAUACUUAUGUUCCUGGUCCAGGAGCAGCUUCAGAACCUUCUCUCACAAUUCUCGAUGAGACAAAGGACUGGGCUCUGCUGCAGUGUUUAGUCAAAGGAGCUUCUCCUAAACCUUCAGUUCUCUGGAAAGAUGAUUCUGGAAACAUCAUCAAGUCUGAAGAACCUGAAGUGACAGAAAGAGGAGGAAGCUACGACAUCGUCCUCCAAACCACUGUGACCAAAGAAGGUUUCUAUCACUGUGAAGUGACUCAGGAGGACAUCAACCAUCGAGUUUCUGCUAAAAUCAAAGUGUUUUUUGGUGUUUCAGACUCUCCUCCCAUCGGAUGGAUUGUUGCUGCAGUUCUGGGAGCUGUUGUUGUUCUUUUCAUUAUUCUUCUCCUCACAGGACGCCUCAGAUGUAAUAGACGUUCACACACACCAGUGUCAACCAAUUAAUUCACCACAGUGUCAUGAUCAGCAGCUGAAAGAAGGUUAAACUGUGACACACACACACACACACACACACACACACACACACACACACACACACACACACACACACACACACA
Messenger RNA from Salarias fasciatus (jewelled blenny), 1403 nucleotides. RefSeq names its product butyrophilin subfamily 3 member A3-like. The transcript has 8 exons. NCBI's taxonomy places the organism in Eukaryota, Metazoa, Chordata, Actinopteri, Blenniiformes, Blenniidae. The record is from RefSeq and is a predicted model, not a curated record. Gene Ontology annotation, cellular component: external side of plasma membrane. Gene Ontology annotation, molecular function: signaling receptor binding. Gene Ontology annotation, biological process: regulation of cytokine production; T cell receptor signaling pathway. The coding region runs from base 1 to 1290 and encodes 429 amino acids.